This is a messenger RNA of Triticum dicoccoides, 2269 nucleotides long. Its product is annotated as factor of DNA methylation 1-like. Lineage: Eukaryota; Viridiplantae; Streptophyta; Magnoliopsida; Poales; Poaceae. The transcript has 7 exons. Gene Ontology annotation, biological process: gene silencing by siRNA-directed DNA methylation. Bases 167 to 2077 code for a protein of 636 amino acids. The record is from RefSeq and is a predicted model, not a curated record.
UGUUCCUCUUCUCAGCCCUUCUUCUCUGAUUUCUCCCAGAAAUCCCUCGCAUUCUCGUGCCGACGGCGCCGGCGCACAAGAAGCGAGGCCUACUGGCCCCGGAUUUGCGUGGAUUGCUUCUUCCUUCCUUCCUUUGUUGGGCAUUUUAUCUCUCAUCCAAAUCCCGAUGGAGCAUACAUCUGAAGAAGAAUCUGAGAUUAGUGAUUCGGAGAUCGAUGAGCACAAGGACAAGAUCUACGCUCAACUGCGGUCCAAAAAAUUGAAAGUGCAGUAUGGUGAGAAGAUCUUCCGAUGCCCGUUCUGCCUAGGGAAAAAGAAGCAAGAUUACAACGUCAAGGAUCUUCUGCAGCAUGCCUCAGGAAUAGGGGCUGCUCAGAAACGCAAGCCCAGGGUGAGGGCAGCACACCUAGCACUUGCAGAGUACGUGAAGAAUGAUUUGGGCAGCUCCUUGGAACCAUCAUUGCAACUUGCCAUCGUUGAGUAUAAGCCUCCUAAGAUUGAAGAAGAGAAGUUUGUAUGGCCGUGGAUGGGCAUUCUGGUUAAUCUACCAGCUGAUUUGAUGGAUACAAAUUUUGUCAGGGAAAGUGAGCAUAUGUUAAAAUCACAGUUAUCACGGUUCAGACCAUGCGAAGUCACUAUUCUUUUGGAUUCCAAGGGCCAGACUGAUCACUCCAUCAUCAAGUUUGCUGAAGACUGGACUGGGUUCAAGGAUGCAUUAGCUUUUGAAAAGCAUUUCAUAGUGGAGCAGUACAGUAAGACUGAUUGGAACAGAAGAAACUGUAGAAUGGACGAUCUUUAUGGAUGGCUUGCAAGAUCUGAUGAUUAUAACUCUCAUGGGACAAUAGGAGAGCAUCUGAGGAAAAUUGGAGUUCUAAAAAGUAUUGGUGAUCAGGAACAUGAGAGAACUGAGCGUAUAGCUCAUUUUACUCGUCAAAUGGAAGAGAAGAAUAAGCAUUUACAAGAACUGGAGCUGAAGAACAAUCAAAAUGCCAUGAAACUUGAUAGCAUGAUGAAGGAAAAGGAUCGAAUGGUUGAGGAACAUAAUGAAAAGAUAAGAAAGAUGCAGGAAGACGCUCGCAGGAAUUCUAGUAAAAUAGUUGAAGAUAAUCAAAGACUGCAACAGGAACUGAAGACCAGGAGAGAACAAGCCAUCCGGAGACAUAAGCAACUUGAAGAGUUGGCUAGGAAAAGUAAUAUUGACAGAGCAAAAGUUGAAGCAGAGAAAGAAAAGAAUGCAAACGAGAAUGUUCUUCUUGACUUAGCAACCCUAAAGCAUCAGAAGGCGCGUGAAGAGCUCAGGCAGCUUCUCAAGAAACACGAGCAAGAGAAAGAAGAUGCUUUCAGGAGGCAAUACAAACUGGAAGAGGACUUAACUUCUAAGCAGAAUCUUGAGAUGGAAUUAGCACAGUUGAGAGGGAAGUUAGAGGUAAUGAAGCACAUGGGAGCUGAGGCAGAUACAACAUCAAAGGAAUUUGAUAAGGUGUCUGAAGAGCUGAAAGAGAAAGAUGAACAACUUGAAGCCAUGGAAUCUGCAAACCAGGCCCUUAUUAUUGUGGAACGAAGGACCAAUGAUGAACUUGAACAAGCCAAGAAAGAACUUAUACAGGGCCUACAACAGAUACAAGUAACUCGAUCCACUAUUGGUGUCAAAAGAAUGGGUGUGCUUGAUGAAAAAGCUUUUGUUGCUGCAUGCAAGAAGAAAGCAGGAAAUGGUGUUUCUAAAAAAAAUGCAAAGUAUGAUGUAGAGGCAACACUUGUGUUAUCAAAAUGGGAAGAUGAGAUCAAGCAACCAGAUUGGCAUCCUUUCAAAGUUAUCGAUGUUGAUGGACAGACAAAGGAAAUAGUCCGGGAAGACGAUGAGAAGCUGCAAGCCCUGAAAGAAGAGCUAGGGCAGGAGGCCCACGAUGUUGUGGUCAAGGCCCUUCUUGAGAUGAACGAAUAUAACCCCAGCGGCAGGUACCCCGUCCCCGUGCUGUGGAACUUCAAGGAGAACCGGAGAGCGCCGCUUGACGAGGCAGUAGCGUACAUUCUCAAGCAGUGGAAGACGAGCAAGAACAAGAGAACCUACUUCUCCUGAGUGAGAUCCGACGCCUCCUAGUCCUAGCUGUAGUUUCUGGCCUGUGGCGCUGUAAAAUCGUAUCGUAGUAACAGUACUUGAUGCUUAGUAAAUUGCAAAAGGAAUAAACACAAUUGCGAAGAGGGUUUUAGAAAACCAUUGGAUUUUUUAGAGAUACUAAGCUCCCAUGAAAUGAGACCUGUUGGUGCUUUU